Molecule: messenger RNA, 1267 nt
Organism: Hyla sarda
Lineage: Eukaryota; Metazoa; Chordata; Amphibia; Anura; Hylidae
Product: gastrokine-2-like
Exons: 8
Coding region: 593-1135 (180 amino acids)
Biological process (GO): regulation of cell population proliferation
Source: RefSeq, a predicted model, not a curated record
CAUUACUUGUUGUCUCAUUAGGUUCCUGACCUAUUUUGGUUCAUUUAGUCCUAUUUGUUUCCGUUGCUCUUCCCACCAUACAGUGGAAGGGUUCAUUUUAUGUGCCACGUGGCCCUAGGACCCCUUAUUGUUCCUUCUCUGAGUUGGUUGGUUUCUGGUGUUCCUCUGACGCUACCCCACUAGCCUGGCACUCGGACUGGCUCUGUUGGUGCCUUCAUUGGCCCUUAUGACCUACCUCUUUAGCACCCUCGCGCUCAUAAUCUUAUGGGUGCUGUUCCUCAUACUGACCUGUCCUCUAAUUUCUUCUUUUCUAUACCCUUUUGUUUCUCGCAGGUGGUGCUCAAGACUAUUCCGAUGCUGCAGGUGUGGGCGUGCGAGGGUGAGACUCUGGACCGGUGCCCGCCCAGUACUGUCAAGCCGCUAACCGGAUGGAGUCUUGCCCGCGCCCGUGACCACUGAAGGGUUUACUCUGGUGUAUCAUAGAAUGGAACUUUUGGUCUUAUCUCAUCCCAUUGUCACCUGUUUCUGCUGGAACAUAUAAAAGUUCAGAGCACGCCAACCCUCCAUUCUUGACCUGAAGGCAACACUGAGAAUGGGCAUAAUGCUGCUGCUUCUGGGCUUUUUGUCCGUCUUCAUAAACCCACUACAGGGAGAUGAGUCAUUCCAAUACUAUGGUACAGGAGACAAUGGUGAGAAUGAAUACCACACUGUGACGGUCAAUGAGCAAGUCAAGGUUGCAGUGGUUAAUGUGUACUCUGGAAGACAGUCAGCCAACGCCAUCUUCGAUUACAGCCAGAACAUUGUUGCCUACCACAUGCCCUACAAAGGGAUCUGUGUAUUGGCACACAUGGAUAUUGCUACCUUUCCACACCUUGGAUUCAUAAACGAGUGGAUUCACACCAAGAGGGAACAAAAGAAGGAACUGGAAGAGCUGCGCAAACAUUACUUUGUGACCAACCAGAUGGUAUACGAUCUUGGCCAUUUUGGUAACGCCGUGAGAAGCCUUUGCUGGGGAGUUCCAACCUACUGGGCUCGAGAAUACCCUCGUCCACAACGUAAUUUUGGUGCUAGUGCAUGUGCUGGUAUUCAUUUUUUCUUCAUACGUAUUGGUCUCUGUGGAGGAUUCAGUCUGUAAUCUUCAGUAUGUACAACGUCUGAAAACACUUGGUGCCAUCCACAUUAAAGUAUGACUUGCUACAGAUUAUAACACAGUAUAUGUGUAACAUGUUGUGGUUACAGACCAAUUAUAAUAAUAAAAAAAGUAUUU